CCCUGUCCUAAAGGCGUUAGGCUUAUAGCAUUUGAGCGCUAUUUCUACCCUUUACAUGAAGUAAGUGAACGCCUCAUUGUCACGUGAUCACUGUGGCAACACUCAGGAAGAAAACUAAAAUGGCGGUGUGCAUAGCAGUAAUAGCAAAAGAGAACUACCCGCUGUAUAUCCGCAGCGUUUCCACACAGAAUGAGCUCAAAUUUCACUACACAGUGCACACCUCCCUGGAUGUGAUGGAGGAGAAGAUCUCCGCUGUAGGGAAGGCAUUGGGGGACCAGAGAGAGCUCUACUUGGGUCUUCUCUAUCCUACUGAAGAUUAUAAAGUUUAUGGGUAUGUGACGAACUCCAAGGUCAAAUUUGUCAUUGUUGUGGACUCUUCAAACACCUCAUUACGGGACAAUGAAAUAAGAAGUAUGUUCCGAAAAUUGCACAACUCCUUCACCGAUGUAAUGUGCAACCCAUUCCACACUCCAGGGAACACUAUUCAGUCCAAGGCAUUCAAUGAAAUAGUCUCCGGAAUGAUGGCUUAAAGUGGAUGAUGCCCUCUCUGGCGUCUAUGUACAUUACUCUUAAAUUGUCAUUGUAUUGCUUUGUAAAUUCAUGUGUAAAUAAAUUCUGUGUUGCUGCACAUGACUGUACAUGCAAAAUUUUAGUACAAAU
Molecule: messenger RNA, 660 nt
Organism: Doryrhamphus excisus (bluestripe pipefish)
Lineage: Eukaryota; Metazoa; Chordata; Actinopteri; Syngnathiformes; Syngnathidae
Gene: trappc2l
Product: trafficking protein particle complex subunit 2L
Biological process (GO): endoplasmic reticulum to Golgi vesicle-mediated transport
Source: RefSeq, a predicted model, not a curated record